Stereum hirsutum FP-91666 SS1 is the source of this 927-nucleotide messenger RNA. RefSeq lists its product as uncharacterized. NCBI's taxonomy places the organism in Eukaryota, Fungi, Basidiomycota, Agaricomycetes, Russulales, Stereaceae. The coding region runs from base 1 to 828 and encodes 275 amino acids. The record is from RefSeq and is a predicted model, not a curated record. The transcript is spliced from 3 exons.
AUGAACGCUCUCGCGACACAUGAGCCCCCGGCUGUGGGUAUACGCCCUUACGCUUCUGACGACGAAAAACAGGUCCGGUUCAUGGUCGGGCAGGCUCUCAUGGAGCCUCUUGCAUUCGCGAAUAAGAGUUCAUACUUUCACCCGCUCACGCUAGCUGUAUGGAUUGCUGUUUCGUCUAUGUUUGCCCAGUACAUGAACUGGUGGCCCAAUCCCGAGCAGUAUGGCUUCAUGGGCUAUUUCGUGGUCCUGCCCGCGUUCUUUGCGCCUGCGGUUCCCAUUCUUGCUCUCACAGACUGGUUGAACCGUCCCUCGAUCGAAGAGAACACCGAGAAAACACUCCGCCGACCUGAUCUGUACAAAAUUGACCAAUACUACACCCGCUCCCCUUCGUCGGGCCUGUACCUCCUCACUAUAUCCGACAAAAUAAUCGGCCUUAUUGCUCUCGACGCCUCGAAGUCAUCCACCUCCGAAUCUUCCAUCGCUCCUGCCUCCGCCGCUCCAUCCGCCACAGAACGCAAACAGAUGCUCGAGUCGAAGGGUACGGCGACCAUCGCUACAAUCAGGCACAUUUUUGUGGAGGAGCCGUAUCGGCCCGCGAAGCCUGAGGACGACUUGUUAAAGCUUGCCGUCAGGAGGGCCUUUGAAGGGGAUAAGACAGUGGAUCGCGUGAGGGCUCUCGGAGGCAGAUUGAGGCCAACGGUGGAGGAGAGUCUGAGGAGGAACGGAUUUGUCCCCGGCGAGAAGGAGGGGACAUUGGGAUUCUUCAAAUGGGAAACUAGGUGGUACACUCUUACGAGGGAGGCUUGGGAAGCUAAGGAGAAGACGUAGACUAAUGGGACGUCUUAAUCACCUUGAGACUGAGAGAUGAUGGAAAUCGGAAUUGUGUGAAUAUCACCCUACGUACUGUAUACUUCAAUGUAUCGGCCA